AUGACACAUUCACCGGAUAUUCCACUAGAAGCACCAUCUUUAAUGAAUGUCGCAUCACAAUCUAUUGAUUUGAAUAUUUUAGAUCAUGUAAGUUUGAUUUUUUGGGUCAAAUGGUUAUUCAAAGAUUGAAAAAGCUAAUGACAAAAUAAAUAAAUAAUAAUAAAAAUAUUAUUUUGUAGGAAAUAAUGAAAGAUGUUCAUCUUCCCUUGCCAGUUAGUCAUGCACUUUUCCGUCGUUUACGUCAAAAAUGGAAUGCUUAUUAUCAAGCGAAUCAAAAUCAAGAUGGCCCACAAGAUGAUCGAACUGAAGAUAUUGAUCAUAUUCGUCAAAUUCGACAGGUUUUGAAAACAUGGUGUGAUUCGAAAAGACUCCCAUUAACAAAGAUGGAUUUGACUGGAGCUGUUGUAUGUUUUUUAUUUUAUUUUUUAAAUCAAAUAAUAAUUUAAAAAUGUUUUUUAGGUCAGUGAUAAAUUACUGGUCGAACUUCUCGCUGCACAUCAAAAUUCUAUAACCGAAUUAGAUUUGACGAAUGUUCAGGGUCCAACAGAUGAAGCGAACACAUUUUUAGAUUCUGCAAAUGUACAUUUUCCAAAUUUGACAUCGGUCAAAUUAACAUCAAUGGAAUUAUUAACAAAACCACAUCCACGUCGUAAAAAUGGAAUUGCGGCACUGGAUGUUCGAAGUAUUUUGAUGUUAGGAGAAGAUGCACUUGAAGAAGCGUCACGUGAGUUUUUUCUUUGGAUUUUCAUAGGAAAACUAUACAGAAAAAGUUUACUUUACUUAGUCAUCUAACAAAAUUGAAUAUUAAAAAUUUAAAUUUAAAAAACUAAUAAUUGAUUUUGUAAAUGCAGCGUUUUCAUAUUUUAUGAAUUUGGCCUGAACGCAUUUUCUGAAAUUAUAAUUUUGUACUGAAAAUUUAUUAAUUUUAAAUAUCAAAUUCUGAACCUGAAAUUGGAAAUGUGAAAAAAAAAACUUAAAAUUGUCUCAUGAAAAAUCAAAUAUUUUUGCAGCUGGAAUCGAACUUGUUCGAGGUGGAGAUCAUCAUAAUUCUGCUGAUGCGUGAGUUUCAUUAAUAAUUUAUCCUUCUUCUCCUUUUCCCUCUCCCUUUCUCUUUUUCAUUAAUUAAUUUUUUGCAGACAUCGUUCUCCUCUUAUUCAACAAUCUUCCCAAUCCAGUUCAUCAGACGGACCAAGAAAUCUUGAAAACAAAGAAGAACUCGAUCGAGAUCUUCCUGUCUUCACAUCUCGAUGCCCGAAUGUAAAAAGACUGCUUCUCCCAAAAAUCACCAAGAAAUCAACAAAUGAUGACGAUGAUAUGUCUGUGAACGCAGUUUUAUCAAAAGUUUUCGAUCCUUUAUAUCAAUUAGAAACUCUUGAUCUUUCAUAUUGGACAAAAAUCGAUGAUUUACGAUGUAUUCAUCCUUUGCAUCAAACAUUGACAACAUUGAUCUUAUAUGAUAUUCCUGAUUUAUAUCAUACUGUUUCAACAAUCACACAAAUGACUGAACUUAGAUAUUUGGAUAUAUCUCAAUCUCAACGUGAUACAGCGAUUUAUCCAAGACCUGUUUCAACUUUACAUCAAAUUGUUUCGUGUCUUCCGAAAUUGACACAUCUCGAUAUUUCAUCGACGAAUUUGGCAGCUCAACCAAGUGCAAAUGAUUGGCCUACAAAAACAAAGGACAGGUAAACUAUUGUUUUUCCUAUGAAAUCUGAGGUAAUAAGAAUUUUCAGAUCUGUUCGAUCGGAUAUUGUUGGAUUACAAUCACUAGAAAAACCAUUGGUCUUCCUUGGUCUUUUCAAUUGUGACAAUGCUAGUCAUUUCCUCGAAAUUCCCGCUGAAAACAUCUCUGGUGAUGCAAAUGAAGAUCAAGUUAUCACAUCUCUCCAAAUGUACAAAGAGCGAUCGGGUUUACUACAAUCGGUUUUGAAUGAGAGCUAUCAAUUGUAUCGUUUUGGAAAUAGUACACCAUUAGUUCGACACACUGAAGCACUUCAUUUGGUUCUUGACGCAAUGCAAAGACAUUUGUCCGAUAGUACACUACAAAUUGCCGGUUCGGCUAGUUUAUUCUAUAUUAUUAGAAAGGUAAUUUUUAAUGGGGAGGGAAUAUUUCUGUCGAAAAAAUCCACGAGGAAACAAAAAAAGAUUGUAUCGCUACGAGACCCAUUUAUUCAUUUUGCGAAGUUUUGUUCAAGUUAUCACGUGUCGAGUUUGUGUCAUGUCAUAACUCAUAUUAGCGGUAGAUUUUUGCAGUUUUCUAGAUAUUCAAAAAUCAAAUAAUCCGUAAAUCCUUCUGAAUACCUUAUUUGCAGGUUGAAAUGAAUCGUGACACUAAAAAACGUGUUGUCAGCGCUUUGUUGAGUGGAAUGGAAGUGCAUAUGGAAGAGCAAGUUAUGGUUCGAAACUGUUGUUUGUCACUUUGCCAAUUCGAAAUUCCACAGGAUAUUCUUUUCGAUUAUAGGUUUGUAGAUCUCCUAAUUUCUUGAAAAAAAAAUGAAUUCCGAUUUAUUAAUGUUUUUUUUCAGUCGUCUUGCUGUUCUUCUUGUAACUGUUUUGCAACAUCAUAAUGCUGAUAAUUUGACACAAAGAAUAGUUGUAUUUUUGUUGAAUUCGAUGGCUUGUCAUGUGGAAGGAGAUCAGAAGGUUCAAGUUGGAACAUUUGGAGCGAUUGAGGUUAGAAUUUGAAUUUUGAGCUCACAAAAAUACGGAUGUUAUUUUGAAAUUCCAAUGAAGUUAUAUCAGAAUUUUCAGAAGACCUAAAGUUACUUCAAUCCAUUUAAAAUAUAUUUUUCAAAUAAAAAUAAAAUCAUAAAAAUAGACUUGAAUCUGUAGUUCCAGCGUCUGAUAUCAUAAAUUCUAGAAUUUUAAAAUUUUCACCAUAGCAAUUAAAAAAAUCGGAAUUCCUCUCUAAUAAAGUUGUGUCAUUUUUCAGAUGAUUCUCGAACAAAUAAGCCGCAAACAUUCUGGAAAUACAUGCGAUGAUGUAAUGGAAGUUGGCUGGAGUUUUUUGUGGAAUAUCACCGAUGAAACACCUAUAAAUUGUGCAAGAUUUUUGAACGCCAGAGGCCUCGAUCUUUUCCAAAAAUGUUAUGAAGCUUUCAAAACUGAAAGGUACUUUAUUUUGUUUUUAUUCCUUCCCUCAAUCAAUCGAACCAAUCCUUUUCUUUUUCAGAGAACUUGUUCGAAAUAUGAUGGGUUUGAUUGGAAAUAUCGCAGAAGUUGAUGAUCUUCGCUCGGAACUCAUGAAUGAUGAUUAUAUCAAAAUAUUCUGUGCACUUUUAGAAACACAAGAUGAUUCGAUUGAAAUCAGCUAUAAUUCGGCUGGUGUUUUAGCACAUAUGGUUAGUGAUGGAGAAGAAGUUUGGAAUAAAUUGACAAUUUCGAGAGAUGAUGUUAUGAAAAGUAUUGUUAAGGUUGGUUUUGAAAAUUUUUGAAUGUUUUAAUUGCAAUAUUUUUAGGCAACAACUGGCUGGAAAUUGACAACUCGUCGUUUCAUCAAUUAUCGAUCAUUCCGACCAAUUCUUCGACUUUUACCAAUUUAUCAUGCUUAUGCUAGUCAACAUUGGGCUGUUUGGGCAUUGGCUAAUUUGACGACUACUGAUGGAGAAAAGUAAGCAACUUUUUGGUUUUAAGCUUUGGGAAAUUACGUGAUUAUUGUACAUUUGAACUUCAACUCAAAAGUUUCAGUACCGAAGUUUUAAAAAAACCGGCUGUUCAAUAAUAUUUUCAAAAUCAAACUAUUUUUUCUCUAGAUAUUGUGCCUAUGUUCGAGAUGAAGGUGGUGUUCCAUUAUUGGAAGAAUUGGUUCGAAAUGAAAUCACAACUGAUGAAAUUCGUGCAUUGGCUCAAAGAGUUUUGGAUAAUAUUCGAGAAAUUGAGAACAAGUUUGUUUUUUUCUUUCUCUUUUUCGGAUUUCACCUAACUUCAAUUUUAUUACUUCAGAAGAAUUCGAGAACGACUUGAUACAAUAAUCGAAAGAAGUGAUGAAGAACCGAUGGAAAUUGAAGGAUAA
This is a messenger RNA of Caenorhabditis angaria, 4009 nucleotides long. The record is from the annotation of a GenBank genome assembly. Lineage: Eukaryota; Metazoa; Nematoda; Chromadorea; Rhabditida; Rhabditidae.